UAAGAUUCAUGAAUGCGUUGUGCGCCCAUUAGUGUGUACUGUGCGUUCAUUACUGCUGUAGGGGGUCGGUCACUAGGCAAGGAUAAUAUAGACUGUUAUAGUAGCUAGGCCACUCCGCAUGUUUCCAUAAAAAUAAUAUCAAAUGGCUUACAUGUGGGGGUUUUGUUACUUAAUUCUGUUGUCAAGGAUUACAAAAGUAUAACAUUAGACAAAGAUAACCGCAAUUUUCAAGGUUAAUUCCUUAGAUCGAGACUAAUUAAACAAGAUUGACGCCCAGUGGAUUAAACUGUCAUAACAGUUUGUUCUUUUUAUACGUGGUGUUUGUUUGCAUGUUCAUAGAAAUGGUUCAAGCGCUUUAGAAAUGUCUAUUUACAUAUGUUCUAAACCUCAACUUGAGUAAUUUGUUUUUGUCAUAGAAUGUGCUUAUCCAGUGUUAUUUACAGUAGUUGUUUAAUUCUAGCUACUUAUCACACUUUCCCGCAACUGAAUACAAUUCAACUCCUUUCUGUAAACUUGUUAUUUUAUAUGUUGCCAAUGGCCUUGACGUUUUGUAGGGAAUGUACAGUUUUAUGGUGUUGACCGCUGAAGGUAUAGGUGGGCAGAGGUGUCAAAAGUAAAUUAGCUAAGACCAGGCUUGGUAAAGCCAUGUUGCCUGGUAAAGCCGGUAUCAGUGACUAUCGUCCCAGAGAGGUCUUCACAUCACCAGGACAAUCUGCCCAAGCUGCCCGUGCCUCCAUUGAGGCAGACAUUUGAGCGCUACCUGUUGAUGCUGGAGCCCCUGGUUAGUGAGGAGGAACUGGAUCACACACGCAAGCUUGUCAAGGAGUUUCUUACUCCUGGUGGGGUAGGAGACCGGUUGCAGAGAAGCCUGGAGCGCAGAGCCAGCAACAAAGAAAACUGGCUCACAGAGUGGUGGAUGCAGUCAGCCUAUUUGGAUUCCCGGAUGCCUGUGGCAGUUUAUUCCAGUCCUGGGGUGGUUCUGCCUCGCAUGACCUUCCAAGAUCGCCAAGGACAAAUGAGGUUUGCUGCAAAAUUAAUUGCAGGGGUUUUGGACUUCAAACAAAUGAUUGACAGUGAGACCCUGCCUAUUGAGUAUUUGGGUGGGAAGCCCCUUUGUAUGGACCAAUACUACCAGAUCCUGUCCUCCUGUCGUAUCCCCGGACCAAAGAGAGACACUGUGGUCAAUCAUGCUAUUGGGAAAGUGGCCCCAACUCACAUCACUGUGGUCCAUAACUUACAGUUCUUUGUUCUGAAUGUGUAUAACAGCGACGGAUCACCGUUGACGGUGGACCAGAUCUACAUGCAGCUGGAGAAGAUCUGGAACUCGUCCCUGCAGAGCAACAAGGAGCCUAUCGGGAUCCUGACCUCCCAGCACCGCAACACCUGGGGCAAGGCCUACAACAACCUCAUUAAGGACAAGACAAAUAAGGAGUCGGUCCGUGCUAUCCAGAAGAGCAUCUUCUUGGUUUGUCUAGACGCACCCAUGCCGCAGAUUUCGGAGCAGCGGUACCAGAGCCGCGUUGCUGCCCAGAUGCUACAUGGUGGUGGGAGCCGGUGGAACAGUGGCAACCGCUGGUUUGAUAAGACGUUACAGUUUAUUGUGGGGGAAGAUGGUACCUGUGGCCUGGUGUAUGAACAUGCCCCAGCUGAAGGCCCACCCAUUGUGUUUUUGGUGGACCAUGUUGUUGAAUACAUGCAGAGGAUGGAAGUAGUGCGUGCUCCCAUGAUCCCUCUGCCCAUGCCUCCCAAACUGCGUUUCAACAUUACACCUGAGGUCAAAAAGGAUAUUGAGUCAGCUAAGCAGGAUAUGAACAUAAUGGUGCACGACUUGGAUGUGAAUGUGGUGCUGUUUUCUGACUAUGGAAGAAAUGUACCAAAGGCACAUGACCUAAGUCCAGAUGCCUUCAUACAGAUGGCUCUACAGCUUGCUUACUUCCGAAUGUAUAAGAUGUGCUGUUCCACCUAUGAGACUGCAUCCUUGCGUAUGUUUGCGCUUGGUCGGACAGACACCAUUCGCUCCUGCUCUAACGAGUCUCUGAAAUUUGUCCAGGCCAUGGACGACCCAGUUAAACCAAACACAGAGAAGGUGGCUCUAUUGGACAAGGCAUGCCAAGCCCACAGAGAAUACACUCGUAUGGCGAUUCAUGGCCAGGCCAUAGACAGACAUCUUCUUGGCCUGAAGUUACAGGCGAUUGAAGAACUUGCAUCCAUGCCAGAGAUAUUCAUGGAUACAGCCUAUGCUGUGGCUGAGCACUUUAAUCUCUCCACCAGCCAGGCUGGUGCAAAGACAGACUGUGUAAUGUGCUUCGGCCCGAUGGUGCCAGAUGGCUACGGAGUUUGUUACAACCCUAUGGCAGACCACAUUAACAUUGCCAUCACAGCAUUAAAUAGCUGUGAAGAGACCCAUGCAGCGAAUUUUGGCCGGGCUGUGAAGAAGGCUCUCAGAGACAUGAGGUCUCUGCUGGGGGAGACUGCUAUGGCCAAGCAGUAAUGCCCCACAUGCAUGGCUCCUCUGUAGGGCUCUGUGGAACGGAACCUGCGCUGGAGAUAGUGGGGGAAACUAUUGUUUAUCUAGUGCUGUAACGUUGAGAGAGGAGAAGCCCUAUGCACUGGCAACCAAGCCUUGGAAGCUUUUGGGCCCUUCAGGUAGACUUGAUAUGAGUGUGGGAAAGGAAGUCCUGUAAUAGCCAAAUGGGCCUUAAGCGGAAAGCAAGUAUGACACGACGGAAAGUUGUACAUUUCAUGCUGAGUGGAUCCCUUUCCAGAUUGGAAGUGCCUUACUAUGUCAAAGAAAGAUCCACACCGGAUCAUGACACAGACUUAACUGGAUGUUUUAUUUUUCAAUGUUGACAUGCUAGUGCUGUCUAAAAUGAAUGUGUGUGUGUUGUGCUUACCUACAUAUGCUGUUUCAUACAUAGGAAAUAAUGAGUUCAAACAGUUAUACAUUGUUUUAGUAAUGAAACUCAUCAUACUGUAAUGAUGUGGCAUAAUAACAAAUUGCUCAGUGGUUCUGCAGGUAUUUCGGUAUGAAAUCUUUCUAUACAGCUAAGAAAAUAAAAUUGAAAAGAGACUUGAUUAUUUUUUA
Esox lucius (northern pike) is the source of this 3085-nucleotide messenger RNA. Its product is annotated as choline/carnitine O-acyltransferase. NCBI's taxonomy places the organism in Eukaryota, Metazoa, Chordata, Actinopteri, Esociformes, Esocidae. The transcript is spliced from 14 exons. Gene Ontology annotation, molecular function: carnitine O-acetyltransferase activity. Bases 767 to 2491 code for a protein of 574 amino acids. Gene Ontology annotation, cellular component: peroxisome. Gene Ontology annotation, biological process: carnitine metabolic process, CoA-linked. The record is from RefSeq and is a predicted model, not a curated record.